AUGUUAAGCUUAAGACGUCGCUUGUGGCAAGCAGCAGCCGCGUCGCUUAGUCGCCGCUGCCUAAGCGUGCGCAUAAUAAACGAGCGCAACAUUGAGCUGCAGCCAGCAGCAGCAGCAGCAGCAGAGGAGCGCCUAAUCUUUCCUGGAGUUUGGCUGCGUGACAAUUGCCAAUGCGCUAAAUGUUUUCAUGCGAAUUCGCAGUCGCGGCAGCAUGACUGGGAUAAGUUCGAUACGCAGGUGCGUCCGCUGCAGCUGCAGCUGAACGCGGAGCAGCAGCAGCUGCAGGUGCGCUGGAGCGAUGAGCACGAGAGCAGCUAUGGGCUGAGCUGGCUGCGGGAGCGCAGCUUUGAGCCGCAGGCACAGCGCGAAUAUUUGCAGCGCGACUAUCGCCCAGCAAUGCGCCUAUGGGCGGGCGCGCAGUUCGAGCAAGUGGCGCAGCGUUUCGACUACGCGCGUGUAAUGAGCGAAGAUGCUGCACUGCAGCAAUGGCUCCAAGCGCUGGCAGUUUAUGGCGUCGCUUUGCUGCAUGGCGCGCCGCUUGACGCUGGCGUCGUGCGUCGUUUAGCUGAGCGCGUUGGCUUCAUAAGACGCACCAGCUACGGCGAGGAGUUCGUAGUGCAGGCCAAGCCUGGAGCACAGAAUUAUGCGUAUCUAUCAACGCCGCUGCCGCUGCACACAGAUCUGCCCUACUACGAAUACAAGCCGAGCGUUAAUAUUCUGCACUGUGUAGUGCAAACUGCCUCAAGUGGUGGCAGCAAUUUGCUCGUCGAUGCAUUUCACAUUGCCGAGCGACUGCGUCAGGAGCAGCGCGAGCACUUUGAGCGACUCUGCAGCAUCGCAGUGAAUUGGAAUGAUAUUGGCAGCGAGGCGGGUCAGCAGUUUCACAAUAUUUGGCGGCAGCCAGUCAUUUGUCGCGAUGCUGACGGCGCCUACACGCGCAUCAAUCACAGCGUGCCACAGCGCGAUAGUCACUUUACUGUGCCGCUGGAGCAAGUGCAGCCCUGGUAUGAAUCCUAUGCCAAAUUUGUGCGUCUAGCGCGCCAAGAUGCGCAUUCGUUUAAGUUGCAGCCCGGCGAUGUUUUGAGCUUCAACAAUCUGCGUCUGCUGCAUGGACGCACCGGCUACGAUGACACUGAGCAGAAUUCCCGUUAUAUUGUUGGCGCCUACAUGGACUGGGACAUAAUCUAUUCGCGUUUGCGUGUGCUCAAGCGACAACAAUAAAAAAAUAAGCUAAACAUAUUUUCCGCGCCAUUUGCGCUUGAGCCUCAUUUAAAUAGUAACCCCCACCCCCCCCAGCUAAACGU
Messenger RNA from Drosophila busckii, 1304 nucleotides. RefSeq names its product gamma-butyrobetaine dioxygenase. Gene Ontology annotation, molecular function: oxidoreductase activity. The record is from RefSeq and is a predicted model, not a curated record. Gene Ontology annotation, cellular component: mitochondrion. The transcript is spliced from 2 exons. NCBI's taxonomy places the organism in Eukaryota, Metazoa, Arthropoda, Insecta, Diptera, Drosophilidae. The coding region runs from base 1 to 1221 and encodes 406 amino acids. Gene Ontology annotation, biological process: carnitine biosynthetic process.